Messenger RNA from Setaria italica (foxtail millet), 1538 nucleotides. Its product is annotated as pollen-specific protein SF21. Lineage: Eukaryota; Viridiplantae; Streptophyta; Magnoliopsida; Poales; Poaceae. The coding region runs from base 198 to 1241 and encodes 347 amino acids. The transcript is spliced from 11 exons. The record is from RefSeq and is a predicted model, not a curated record.
UAUAUAUACACACACGCAAUAUACGGGAAGGAUUUAGGGGGAAGCCAGCCAAGCCAAGCCAAGCCAGCGGAGGAGAGAGAGACAGGAGGUGGGAGGGAGAGGGAGGCUGGGAAGCGGUGGAGGUUGGUGGCACAACAGGAGGAGGAGGAGGAGGAGGAGCUUCUGGAGAGGAGGGUUAAGGGAGGCGUCUGUCCGCCAUGGGGGACUCCAGCGGCUCGGUGUCGAUCGACGUCGAGCGGAUCUUCUUCGGCGGCAAGGAACAUCGAGUGAGAACGAGACAUGGCCCUCUUUCGGUUUCUGUGUACGGAGACGAAGACAAGCCCGCGCUCGUGACUUAUCCGGAUGUGGCUUUAAAUCACAUGUCUUGCUUCCAAGGAUUGUUCUUCUGUCCAGAGGCUGCGUCGCUCUUGCUUCACAAUUUCUGCGUCUACCACAUCACGCCUCAAGGACACGAGUUAGGAGCGGCUCCGAUUUCAUCUGACGUGCCCGUGCCAUCUGUCGAUGACCUUGCAGAUCAGGUUGCCGAUGUCCUCGAUUUUUUCAGUUUAGGUGCUGUAAUGUGCUUGGGUGUCACUGCUGGUGCCUAUGUUCUUACCCUCUUUGCGACAAAGUAUCGAGAGAGGGUUCUUGGCCUCAUGUUGGUUUCACCUCUGUGCAAAGGCCCUUCAUGGAGCGAAUGGUUGUACAAUAAGGUAUUAUUAAACUUGCUUUAUUAUUAUGGGACACGUGGGUUAGUCAAGGAAAGCUUGCUUCAGCGUUAUUUCAGCAUGGAAGUUCGCGGCAAUGGGCAAGAUCCUGAAUCAGAGAUUGUCCAAGCCUGCAGAAGUUUACUUGAUGAGAGGCAGGGAUCUAAUGUCUGGCGGUUCCUUCAAGCAAUUAACAGGCGGCAUGACUUAACAGAAUCAUUGAUGAAGCUUCAGUGCCGGACGCUAAUUUUUGUUGGAGAAAACUCACAAUUCCAUGCCGACGCGGUCCACAUGACCACAAAACUAGACCGGAGAUACUGUGCUCUUGUUGAGGUUCAGGCUUGUGGUUCACUAGUGACUGAAGAGCAGCCCCAUGCGAUGCUCAUUCCGAUGGAAUACUUCCUGAUGGGAUACGGUCUUUACAGACCUCCGCAGCAGGAAACUAGCCCCAGGAGUACACUGAACCCGUUCUGCAUAUCGCCUGAGCUUCUAUCACCCGAGAGUAUGGGAGUGAAGCUGAAGCCCAUCAAGACGCGGAUAUCCCUUAAUGUUUAGCAUGGGCAGAUCUCGGAUAGCGGCCAUUGCCUGACACCCGCAGCUCAUGAAAGUGAAGACUGCUUGGGCUGAGUUGCGCAACCGCAAAGUUUUGAUGCCUUUCUGCGCCUGGUGGGCGAAGAAGAUUCUACAGGCUGAAGGCAGUUUUGUUGAUAGGGAGCAGAGGUUGUUGUGGUCUUGGGAAGGGGGGAAUGGCUGUUUGUUCAUAUAUUUGUAGUCAGUACACAUGUAUAUCUCCACACGACAUCCUUUCAUACAGAAAAUGAAAAUGGUAAAGCUGAAUUCCAGUACGACUCA